Malania oleifera is the source of this 2310-nucleotide messenger RNA. Its product is annotated as exocyst complex component EXO70B1. The record is from RefSeq and is a predicted model, not a curated record. The transcript has a single exon. Gene Ontology annotation, cellular component: exocyst. Bases 1 to 2088 code for a protein of 695 amino acids. Gene Ontology annotation, molecular function: phosphatidylinositol-4,5-bisphosphate binding. Gene Ontology annotation, biological process: exocytosis. Lineage: Eukaryota; Viridiplantae; Streptophyta; Magnoliopsida; Santalales; Ximeniaceae.
AUGGAGAAGGAGAAGGAGAAUCCCCCGCCGGAGAAAUCCAGCAGCUUCAAUUCGGCCACCAAGACCGUCGACGUCAAUGGCCCCCCUCCCCCCGAUUCAGAUCCCCCCGCCGUCGAUCCAAAACCGGACGCAACUGAAAAUGAUCAGGGUCGAGUUGAGGGGGAUACUGAGCCUCCUCCCGAACCGGAACUCACCUUCCCCCAAGCCUCCGAAGAGAUCGAUGCUUUUCUUGCCAAUCUCGCCGCCGCUGAUGACAAGUCCAGCCCGAUGGAAGUUCCAGGCUGCGUCGAGAAAUUCUGCAGCAUGGUGGAUUCGAUGAUCGCCAAGUACGAUUCCGGCGACUCGCCGGCGAAGUUGGGCCAGGUCGCGGAGGAGGACUCGUCGCUGCUUGAAGCCUUGAGUCGCCUCUCCAAGCUGACCGAGGCGCUUAGGGACGUGCCGUCCGCGGAAGCGGCGGCGUCAUCGGUUAAUCGGGCGAGCAGUGUGGUGCAGCGAGCAAUGGCGUACUUCGAAGAGGAGUUCCGCGCGCUUCUGGAAGAUUCUAGAGAGACUAGAGACACCAAAAGCUCAUCUCAUUCCGAUCCGAAGACUACGAAGACAUCGAAGCAAUCGUCCUUCAAUAGAAAUCAGGAUUCUGAUCGCUGCGUCCUGCCGGAGCCGGAAACACCCGGGAGGGAAGAGGAGUUCCCGGUGUACUCUACGGAAGUUGUCUCCAGCUUGAACAGAAUUGCGACCGCGAUGGUCUCGGCGGGAUAUGAGACGGAGUGCUGCCAGGUAUACAGCGUUGCGCGGCGCAACGCGUUCAGAGACGCAUUGAACAAGCUAGGGCUCGAACGGAUCAGCAUCGACGACGUCCAGAAGAUGCCGUGGGAUUCGGUGGAGGGAGAGAUCGCGACCUGGAUAAAGGUCGUCAAGCAGUGCGCCGGCGUCCUGUUUUCCGGAGAGAAAAAAUUCUGCGAAACAGUGUUCUCCGACGUCGACGCCUCGAUCUCCCAGUCACUCUUCGGCAACCUCGCGCGCGCCGUCGUCGUUCACCUCCUCAACUUCGCCGAGGCCGUAUCCCUCACGAAGCGAUCCGCGGAGAAGCUCUUCAAAUUCCUCGACAUGUACGAAGCCCUCCGCGACGUCGUCCCCGCCAUUGCCUGCGAUUCCGAUUUCUCCGACGACUGCGCUCACGAGCUCAAGUCCGAGACCACCGCCGCCGGUUUUCGCCUUGGUGAGGCCUCCGUCGGGAUCUUCUGCGACCUCGAGAACUCCAUCAGAAGCGACACCGGAAAAACUCCGGUCGCGAGCGGCGCAGUACACCCCCUCACGCGCUACACCAUGAACUACCUAAAGUACGCCUGCGAGUACAAAGACACGCUAGAACAGAUCUUCCUCCAGCACCAGCGGGUCGACGGAUCGGACGAGUCGGAAUCGGAAACUGAGCCAGCGGCCGGGAAACCGAACCAGUCCGAUCAACAACGCCAACAUCACCCGCCGAAACCGUCGAAACCGUCGCCGUUUUCGGUGCAGUUGAUUGCGGUGAUGGACCUUCUAGAUUCGAAUUUGGAAUCUAAAUCGAAACUGUAUAAAGAUCCGGCGUUGCGGAAUAUAUUCCUGAUGAACAACGGGAGGUACAUACUGCAGAAGAUCAAAGGGUCAGGAGAGAUCCACGAGGUGAUGGGGGACACAUGGUGCCGGAAGCGGUCGUCUGAUUUGAGGCAGUACCACAAGAACUAUCAAAGGGAGACGUGGGGGAGGGUGCUGGGGUGUCUGAGGGACGAGGGAUUGCACGGGCCGAACGGGAAAUUCAUAAAGCCAGCGUUGAAAGAGAGGUUCAAGAGCUUCAACGCGAUAUUCGAGGAGAUACACCGGACGCAGAGCACGUGGGUGGUGAGCGACGAGCAGCUGCAGUCGGAGCUGAGGGUGUCGAUAUCGGCGGUGGUGAUUCCGGCGUACAGGUCGUUCCUGGGGAGGUUUCAGCAGCAGCUGGAUCCGGGGAGGCAGACGGAGAAGUACAUAAAGUUGCAGCCGGAGGAUAUAGAGACGGCGAUCGAGGAGCUGUUUGAUGGAAAUCCGACGUCCAUGGGGAGGAGGAGGGCGUAGAUUGAUUUUGUUUGGAGCGAUUAAAUUAAAUUAGAGGUGCUGUUUGGGUGGUGAGAUGAGAUGUGAUUAAUUGUGUGUUUUGAUUUUAAUUUUUAAUUGGUUUUUUUUUUUUUUUUUUUUGGGUUUUUGUACGUAAAUUUGUGGGAAUUUUAUUAUCAGUCUCCCAAUGUCAACUGUAUUAUCUGAGUGAUCAUACAAUAUAUGACAACAAAUUUUGUUGUA